Erigeron canadensis is the source of this 2153-nucleotide messenger RNA. Its product is annotated as mucin-5AC-like. Gene Ontology annotation, cellular component: cortical microtubule. The transcript has 5 exons. The record is from RefSeq and is a predicted model, not a curated record. NCBI's taxonomy places the organism in Eukaryota, Viridiplantae, Streptophyta, Magnoliopsida, Asterales, Asteraceae. Gene Ontology annotation, biological process: cortical microtubule organization. The coding region runs from base 389 to 2047 and encodes 552 amino acids.
UAAUGGUUUAUCCUUUUAUCCAGAUCGAAAAAUCUUAUGUCCAAACAAAUUCACAAAUUUCAUUACACAAAGUACAACUCAUCACACCAACCAUUCCCGCUCUUUAGCUAUUUACCCUCCAAAAAAACACACCCAGUCUCACCCAUUUCUGUCUUGUUCCUAUGGACUCAAAAAACACUAUUAUUAUUAUUAUUAUUCAUUCUUACCUAAUUUCAAACAUUUGUUGGCAUCAAAUCCAAUUCACACUUAUUUGUUGACUAUUUGUAUGGUCUUGUUCAUUCAUUAUUGUUCUGUAAAAUUCCGAGGUUAAAUUAGGUGUGUCACUGUCACCUCGGAAGAAAGAAAACUACUUUGUUUUGGUAUAUUUAUAUAUAUAUUGACUGUUGAUAUGAAUCGGAGUUACCGGGCACCGGAGAAAGAAAUGACGGUACCGGUGAAGCAACGGCAAAUGACGGGAAGUUUAAGGAAUUCGGGUUUAAGAGAGAAAGAAGAAGAAUUGGGGUUGUUUUUGGAAAUGAGAAAACGUGAAACAGAACGUCAUCAUCUUCUUCUUCAUAACUCUGAAACUGAAUUUGAUUCGUCGCUUGGGUCAAAAACAGGGAAUUCUCCUAAAUUUAGUACGCCGUCUGCACCUGCUACUAUGCGAAAGACCGGUGCUGAUGAGUUUCUCAAUUCCGAAAACGAUAAGAAUGAUUAUGAAUGGCUUUUGACGCCUCCUGGUACUCCUCUUUUUCCUUCACUGGAAAUGGAUUCUCAAAACACCGUCAUGAACCAGAAUGGAGGUCCUAAAGCUCAUCCAAGUACACUAAAGUCUAGAUUAUCAAAUACCCAACCAGAGGCUACGGGAAGGAGUAACUUGGCGUCAAGACCACGUGCUGUAUCUCCAGGACCAAGUGCAGGACACCGUAGAUCAUCUUCCUCAGCUGGUUCCGGUUCAGGUUCAAGGCCUUCUACUCCUCCAACUGGCAGUAGGCCGGCUUUAGGUACACAAUCUAGAGCCACGUCGAAUUCGGUCUCUAAAAGCAAAACUACUUCUACUACAUCUGUCAGGCCUACAAGGUCUUCAACACCCACUUCACGUACAGUCUUGUCUUCUUCGUCUAAGUCUGAUGUUCCGGCCAGAUCUUCUACUCCUACAUCAAGGUCUACUGCAAGAUCUUCAACCCCAACAAAUAGACCAUCUUUAUCUACGGCCAAACCUGCACCACGGGCACCAACACCACCACCUCGAAGGCCCGUCUCAUUGUCCACUGUUGCAAAAACAUCUGCCCCGCCAGUUAGGUCUCAUUCUACCGUCACAAAUCCAGCUAGUACUCCCAUUGCAAGACCUAGACCAUGGAAACCCCAAGAAAUGCCUGGUUAUACCCUUGAUGCACCACCCAAUCUACGGACCUCGCUCACAGAUAGACCCACCUCCAUUAGAGGUCGGGCUGGUGCACCCAGUAGCAGGUCUUCAUCAAUUGAGCCAGCUCCAAACGGAAGGGUAAGAAGGCAAUCGUGUUCACCUUCAAGAGGGCGGCUUCCUACUGGUGUGACUCGUAAGAGUGGCAACUCUGUACCAAUUUCUGCAUUGAAUCGUGCAUAUGCUAAAGCUAAUGACAAUGUGAGCCCAGGAUCAUAUGGGACUAAGAUGGUUGAAAGGGUAAUAAAUAUGCGGAAACUGAUGCCACCAAAGCAAGAUGAGAAGCCCUCACCAAACAGUAAUUUAUCUGGGAAGUCGUCAUCUCCUGACAGCUCGGGUUUUGGAAGAUCAUUCUCAAAGAAAUCCCUAGAUAUGGCUAUGAGGCAUAUGGAUAUAAGGCGUACAGUUCCAAGUAAUUUGAGGCCAUUGAUGACAAAAAUUCCGGCAUCAUCUAUGUACAGCGUGAGACCUGGGCCCACACGAAGUCGGGUAAUUAGUGUUUCUGAUUCUCCUUUAGCAACAAGCAGCAAUGCAAGCUCUGAAAUGAGCGUCAACAAUAAUAACCAUCCACUUGAUGAAAAUAUAGACGACGAGAGUAACAGUGAAAAGGGUGUUCAUUCCCCUGCUAGCAUCCGCGGCAGGUGAAUGGCAUUAGCUCAUAAUCUCUUCUUAUCUAGAUUACAUGUUUUGUAUGUAAAUCAAUCCACCUACUCAACAUAUAAAUAACCAAUUUGGUAUCAUCUUACACCAA